This is a messenger RNA of Paramecium sonneborni, 1148 nucleotides long. NCBI's taxonomy places the organism in Eukaryota, Ciliophora, Oligohymenophorea, Peniculida, Parameciidae. The record is from the annotation of a GenBank genome assembly.
AUGGACUUAGAAUUAAUGUUUUGGGAAAAAUAUCUUGAUAAUCAAAAUGAAGUAACUUGGGAUGAAUUUUGUUUUUAUUUUACAUAGUUUAUAAAAUUACAAGAAGAAAUAGAGAUGGAUUAAGAUUAAUUGUUAUUCAUAAAAUCUAAAAUAGAUCCAGAUUAUAGAAAUAUCAUAAGGAGAGCCGAUUAUGUAAUAUUUUUAGAGACAGUAUUACAAUCUUAUAUUCGUCUUAGUAUUGGAAAUCUUAAAAGGAGAAAUAAAACUUAUUGUAACACUAAUUUUAAUUAAAAACAUUUCCAAUACCAAAAUAAACAUUAAGACAUGUUAAUUUAAAAGUACUUUAUAUAGCAGAUGGUUGUCCUACUUAAUUUAAAGAUAUUUAAAUAACAAGAACUACUUAGAAUAAUAUACCUUUGAAAUAGGAAGAACUUUUUACUUUGGGUUAUGCAAAAGAAUGCGAUUUAUAAAUAAAUAACGAUAGAUAGGUAAAUCCUAUUCACGUAAAGAUAAUAUGGACUCCAUAUAAUGUUUAUUUGAUUAAAGAUCAUGCAAGAUCAUUUAGAGCUUGUUAACGUAUACAUUAACAACUAAUUCUUGAUGCUUUGAUGAUUAUUAAGUUAAAUCAAGAUGCUUAUUUUAAAAUUAAAUUUAUUUAACCUAUGCCUAAGAUCCUUAGUCAAAUUUCUACAUAUGAAGAUAAUAGGGAUAUCCCUAUAACAGAUUUAGUUAAAUCUCUAUAAUUAUAUAAAUCAGUCCAGGAUUAUAGAGAUAAAUAAAAAUAGUCGAAUUUUAAUGAUGAUACACCUUUUCUUAUAAUAGAAUUCAUUGAAGGAGUUCUAAAAGGAAAGGAAUUUCUUCUAAAAGCUGAUUAGGAAUAUAUGUUAGGAUAAGGAAAGAAUUGUUCUAUAAUUAUUCCUGAUCAAAGUUUAUAAAGGGAGCAUUGUAAAAUAUUCUUUAAAAAUAAUUAAUGGCUAAUCUAACCAAAAGAAUCUUAAUAUUUAGAUCCUACUUUAUUUGGAACUUUUGCAUUAUUAGCUAAUUCAUAUCAAUAUGAUCACUAUAUGCCAAGCAAAUGCCAAGUAUUACAUGAUGGAAUGAGAAUAGUAGUAGGACCUAUUCUUUUUCUAGUUCAAUAUUUCAGUUGA